UAGGUCCAGUGUGGAUGGGAGGCCAAAAAGAUGAGGACAGUAGCCUCCACUCAGCCAUGUACAAUUCUUUGUCCGAAUGUCAUUGCAGGCUUCUGAGUAGUGUAGCUGUCCCUGCCAUAAGUAGCGGCAUUUUUGGAUUUCCCAAGGCACGAUGCGCAAAGAUUCUGUUCUCGGCCGUGUUGGAAUUUUUCCGCACCGAGCCCAAGAGCUCUGUUAAUCUCGUGCGUCUUACAAACUUUGAUAAACCAACAGUGGAGGUUUUUAUGGACGCUGCAGCUGAUUUAAACGAAGAACCCGAUAUAAGAGUGGAGCUGGGCCAAGCGCCAUGAAUUCUUUUGGCCUGAGCUCGUUAAUUUUUCUAAAUGACUCUUCGCUUUACUUCAAAGUAAACUAUGUUUACGCGUAUUACUCCUCUCGUUCAACCUUUCCCGUUAUUAUAACUCAUGCGCCCGUGCAGCUGAACUGCAUUUUAGCCAAUCGACGGCAUCAAUUCUAGGAUGCCAUUUUCGCGCCUUUUUUGCUUAGUAUUUGCGAAACCAAAGGCUACGGAUGAGCUAAAAAUGGGACAAAUCUUCUUUUUACCUCAGGUCCUACAAUUAGCUGGAUCAAAGCAAAUCUGUGCUAUGAUGAUAGUUUACCUUUGUAUGUGUUUGUGUAUAUGUAAGCACAAGGUUGUCAUGAAACGGCAUUUUGAGAGAUGCUUGCAUCACGAUUUUUUGUGAUAGUUCAAUUGAAUUUAUGUAUGCUUACGCAUUCUUCCGAACUUGAAAUUGGUUAGUUGGGGUACUUGUAUACAUGGCAUGUGUUUGUUUGUGUGAUGUAUUUUUGCAAGCGUUUUCUAAUUUUUCAAAUUGCCAUAUGUUAUUGGCAUUUUUUAAGGUUUCGUGGGCGCUCAGUAAAUACUAAUUUAUUAAAUACUUUCCCUCGGGUCUCGCCCACGAUGAGCAGGUGUUCAGGAAGACAUUUGAGUAUCAAAAAUAUAUCAAGAGAUUAAAAAAGAAAAGGAGAUAAAAUUUCACGGAACGAAGCAAAAUUAAGCUAGUAAUAUCCUUUUUCGCCGUCAAUAAUUUUAUGUCACAUUUCAUGUACUCCAUUUUGCACGUAAAAAUAAGGGCCAAACGGUUUUUUUUUUUACCAUGUAGGCGUAAGGAAAGUCUAAUUUCAGCUUUAUUGAUAUACAAAUCAUUCCAGCUUUAUGAACAUCCCUCAUGAAAAGAACUAUUAUUACAAAUCGUCA
Molecule: messenger RNA, 1237 nt
Organism: Stylophora pistillata
Lineage: Eukaryota; Metazoa; Cnidaria; Anthozoa; Scleractinia; Pocilloporidae
Source: RefSeq, a predicted model, not a curated record